Argentina anserina (silverweed cinquefoil) is the source of this 1162-nucleotide messenger RNA. Its product is annotated as PHD finger protein ALFIN-LIKE 1-like. The transcript has 5 exons. Gene Ontology annotation, biological process: regulation of DNA-templated transcription. Lineage: Eukaryota; Viridiplantae; Streptophyta; Magnoliopsida; Rosales; Rosaceae. Gene Ontology annotation, molecular function: transcription coregulator activity; histone binding; transcription cis-regulatory region binding. Gene Ontology annotation, cellular component: nucleus. The record is from RefSeq and is a predicted model, not a curated record. Bases 164 to 883 code for a protein of 239 amino acids.
AUUAGAAGGGAGACUCAUUAUCAAGUAACGACCUAGAAACACUUCUCCGUUUUCAUGCAUCUCUUUCUUCCGAUCCGUCUCACUCUUUCUUCCCUCUAAUCCGAAUUGGCCCCAAUUGACUCACCAAUUCCGAUUCCAAAACGCACCGUUUAGAUCCCCCACCAUGGAGAUGGCCGCCAGUCCCCGCACCGUCGAGGAGAUCUUCAAGGAUUACGGUGCCCGCAGAGCCGCCGUCGUCCGUGCUUUGACUUACGAUGUUGAUGAGUUUUACGGGCUCUGUGAUCCAGAGAAGGAGAAUUUGUGUUUGUACGGACAUCCGAAUGAGACCUGGGAAGUGACACUUCCGGCAGAGGAAGUUCCCCCGGAGCUUCCGGAGCCAGCGCUCGGGAUCAAUUUUGCAAGGGAUGGGAUGAACCGCAAGGACUGGCUGUCCCUGGUCGCUGUUCAUAGUGAUUCUUGGCUGCUUUCUGUGGCUUUCUAUUUUGGAGCGCGACUUAAUCGCAAUGAGAGGAAAAGACUUUUUAGCUUGAUCAAUGAACUGCCUACUGUCUUUGAAGUUGUGACGGAAAGGAAACCCACUAAGGACAAGCCUAGUGUGGAUAGCGGAAGCAAAUCUCGUGGCAGCACAAAGAGAUCUGGUGAUGGAGUAAUUAAAAGCAAUCCUAAGCUCGCGGAUGAGAGUUUUGAGGAGGAGGAUGAUGAACACAGUGAGACUCUCUGUGGGAGCUGUGGUGGAAAUUAUAAUGCAGAUGAAUUUUGGAUUGGCUGUGACAUCUGCGAAAGAUGGUUCCAUGGAAAAUGUGUGAAGAUAACACCCGCCAAGGCUGAGAACAUUAAGCAAUACAAAUGUCCAUCUUGCAGUUUGAAAAGGAGCAGGCAGUAGUGGUCACUCUGGCCUGCGAGGGAGAGAGAAAUAGGCGCGAGCUUGUCUCAGUGGCUGACAGAGUAGCAUAGAAAUGUCACUAUUUAAUGUAAUGAAUUUGUUGUUGUGAUGUUUGUUUAUAAUAGAUGCUUUUUCAAAGGGGUUGAAGCCACCCUUCCUCACCCAUGAAACUCUCUUCAACUUUAUAUCAUCUUCCAGUUAUUAAUUUAUGACAAAUGUAUGAAUAACAUUUGCUUAAUUCUUGUUAGUGUUAAUGUUACGUUUCGUAUUAAGUUGGAA